GCGGAGUACAAGGACAGCGCCUGGAUCUUCGUCGGCGGGCUGCACUACGAGCUGACGGAGGGGGAUGUCAUCUGCGUGUUCUCGCAGUACGGGGAGGUCGUCAACAUUAACCUGGUGCGGGACAAGAAGACUGGAAAGUCCAAAGGCUUUUGCUUUCUGUGCUAUGAGGACCAGAGGAGCACCAUUCUCGCUGUUGACAACUUCAAUGGGAUCAAGAUCAAAGGAAGGACGAUUCGAGUGGACCACGUGGCCAACUAUCGUCCCCCCAAAGACUCGGAUGACUUAGACGAAGUCACAAAAGCUCUCCAUGCAAAGGGUUGUGGAGUUAAAACACCAUCUCAUACGUCAUCUGAUUCCCUGUCGGAAGAUGAUGAUGUGCCCCUAAAAAAGCAAAAAGCAGCAGAUAAGGAGAAAAGUAGACAGGAGCGGCAAAAGCAGAGCUCGCAGGCUGUGAAGCAGGUGUCUUCGGUGGAGGAGGCGCACCCCAGAAUCAAGAUUAAGAAGGAGAAGGAGGACCCUGGCUACGAGCGCUAUGCCAGCGGGAGCCAGCAGCCCUGGAAGAGCUCUGAGAAGAAGCCUGUGAGCAGGACGCAGCGAGAGGAGGAAGAGUGGAGGCACCAGAGGGUUUCGGAGAGAAGAGGGGAAAAGAGCUGCCAGGACCAGAGGGGACAAAGUGGUUUGUGGGAAGAGAGGGAGAAGAGAGAGGACGCUGGCAGGAAGGGCGACGGGCACAGCAGCCGGCGAGAAGAGUGUCCUGAGGGAGGCAGAUCCCGGGAGCGCGGCACCAGGGAGCCCCAUCACAGGCACAGGGAGCGGGGCUCC
Molecule: messenger RNA, 822 nt
Organism: Phaethon lepturus (White-tailed tropicbird)
Lineage: Eukaryota; Metazoa; Chordata; Aves; Phaethontiformes; Phaethontidae
Gene: RBMX2
Product: RNA binding motif protein, X-linked 2
Exons: 6
Biological process (GO): mRNA splicing, via spliceosome
Cellular component (GO): catalytic step 2 spliceosome; U2 snRNP; precatalytic spliceosome
Molecular function (GO): RNA binding
Source: RefSeq, a predicted model, not a curated record